This is a messenger RNA of Somion occarium, 1516 nucleotides long. The record is from the annotation of a GenBank genome assembly. Lineage: Eukaryota; Fungi; Basidiomycota; Agaricomycetes; Polyporales; Cerrenaceae.
ACGACUUCCCUCUUCGCACAAGCCACCAUCGCGUUUACAAGCGUAUAUCAGCAGUAGGAUUCGUGGAGGGAAAUUAUGAGUGUAAAGAAGAGUAAACUUGACCUGUUGGUUCGAGUCCGAUACUCGAAUCCCCUACCAGCUCCGCCAUGUCCCCCGAAGCUCUUGGACAUUCCAACCAAUCCUAUGCGCUAUGCGCGACCAGAAUUUUUGAACGACAUCGCAAAUGACACACCUCUACCCAUGAUAGUCGACGCGGAGAUGGGCAUGCCGCUUGACCUCAGUCAAUUUGAAUGCCUGUGGGACGAGAAUAUGGAUGAUUCUGAACUCAACCCCGACCCCAAUAAUGUGCCUCCAGCUGAUCCGAGAGACCAAUUCCUACUCGAUACAAGUACUGGUCCAUAUAUAACCAAUGGUUUCUCGACUCCUGGGUCUGGCGCUGCUACACCAAUAUCUGCGGCCAUACCAAAUGUCACUUGGCUACGGAGGACUGAAUACCUCACUCGAGAAAGUGUUUCGCGCGCCGCAACGGCACAAGAACCGAAACAUACGGACCUCCCUAUCGAUGUCACGCGGUCUGCGCAAUUGCGAGAUAUCGAAGCUUCAUUUGCUGCGACCGAAGACUUCGACCUCACAUCGCUGAAGCAUCCGAAUAAACCUGGCGUUACCGCUGCUGAAUCAUACGAAAUUUUCCCAGAUGCUGGAAUAUGGGCAAAUGCAUACGACUUAUUCCGAUUCUCAGAACGCCCAGGGGAACGACCUCCAGAUGUUGAGGACCCUCGAUUGGAUUGUGCUAUCCUACGGCCAAUGGAGUCGGACGGCGAUCACUUCCUGGCGUACUACCUGACAAAAGAAGACGAAGCUGCAAUUGAAUUCAAACGGGAACGUCUAAAUCGCGAUCCAGAGGCGCCUGAGGAAGAGGAGCCAACGAACUUUCACUUUGUCCGCGACUACGAAGUCGUCAAAGUCGAGCAAGAGGUUCCCAAUGAAUUCCUUCUCGUCAUUCACGAUGGCGAUGAUAAUAUCAAGGAUGAAAAUAUUAAGGAUGAAGAUAUCAAAGAGACCCUGAAAGCGAAACCCAAGAAGCAUCGCGAAAGGGGAGCAUACUACAAGAACAUUGAACGGAAGAUGUUGCUCAAGAAGAAACGGCAAAGUACCUUCGAGGCGUACGUGGAUAAAUGGGACGUUGUCAAGGUCACACACGUACCUAUGAGCAAGGAAGAAGAAGAUGAGCGCGAGGAAGUACUCGCAGAAGUCAUGGACCCUAUGUACCUCUUGGGCCGUGCAGAUAUGGAUGCGGAAGGAGAGAUUGAAACCGAGGAACACGCUUCAAGUCGACCUGAAGGCGGAGGGGAAAACGGGAUUGGGUUUGUGGAUGCCGUAGAUGUUUUCGUAUUGGUUCAUUCGUGUGCCUCUUGAGUCUUGAGCUGGUAUUUGUUUUUGGAAUUUCAAUUUUGAAAUUAAUUAACAUCUUGUUAAUCGUUAUUAUAUUUGUCCAUAAUAACACCAGAUAGUCUAC